Tachysurus fulvidraco (yellow catfish) is the source of this 2913-nucleotide messenger RNA. RefSeq lists its product as uncharacterized. Bases 239 to 2644 code for a protein of 801 amino acids. The transcript has 11 exons. Lineage: Eukaryota; Metazoa; Chordata; Actinopteri; Siluriformes; Bagridae. The record is from RefSeq and is a predicted model, not a curated record. Gene Ontology annotation, molecular function: RNA polymerase II cis-regulatory region sequence-specific DNA binding; DNA-binding transcription factor activity. Gene Ontology annotation, biological process: regulation of transcription by RNA polymerase II.
GCAACCUAAUUGGCUCAUCAGCUUGGCUUCAGAUAACAGAGCUGUGUUGUGGAAGUUGUAUACUGGAGAUACUGGAUGUACUGGAGAUACUGGAGAAUGGUUUGUCAGGUCUGUUGUAUGUGACAUGGAUGUUACCUCUCUGCACUGACACUGAGCAGCCCAGAAGAAUGGGUGGAAGAAGCCCAGCUGAAGUGUGACCAUACAGUAUGCAAGAAAGAGAACAUUUGAAGAAAGAAUCAUGAAGAAGCUGCAUGUUACAAUCCAAAACGGAGGGCCGAUUCAGCUGGCAAAAUGUCUGCAGUGCUGCACUAAAUAUCACUGUCCAUUCUGCAAGCCUGAGAUUUUUAAGCCAACUGUGAAGAGCAAAGUGAGGAAGCACAUUAAAGCCCAUGAAAAGAGAGCUGUCAAAUUUAAAGAAUAUGCAAUCUUUAAAUGUGGCUUGAACUGCAAGGCUGUUUCACAUUUUCACUGCCCAAGAUGUAGUAAGCUAGUGGAGAAAAAGAACAAGUUUCUGGAGCAUCUGGUGAAAUGUGUGGGCACAGUGGCACAUGGGGAUAGAGAGAAUCUCUUCCUGUUAAAGGAGGACAUGCGAAAUGUGUCUAUUAAGGAGGAUGUGGAUAGUAUCUCUGAAGAGCAGGAGAGUCACCCAGCUGUUAUUCUUGAAGAGCAGCUGCAUGUUACAAUCCAAACUGGAGGGCCGAUUCAGCUGGCGAAAUGUGUGCAGUGCUGCACUAAAUAUCACUGUCCUUUCUGCAAGCCUGAGGUGUUUAAGCCAACCGUGGAGAGCAAAGUGAGGAAGCACAUUAGAGCCCAUGAAAAGAGGGCUGUCAAAUUUAAAGGAUUUCUAAUCUUCAAAUGUGGACUGAACUGCAAGCCUGUUUCACAUUUCCACUGUCCCAAAUGUCACAAGUUAUUGGAGAAGAAGAACAGAUUUGUGGAUCAUCUGAACAAAUGUGUGGGCACAUUGACAAGUGAUGGUGGAGGACAAAACCUACCUGUAAAGCAGAAGGCUGACAGCCAUCAUGUGUCUGAAGCAGAGGAGAAUAUCCGGGUUCCUGAAACAAAGGAUUUCCGCCUGUAUGUUGACCCGAGACCAGCACUUCCAGUUCAGUCUGAGGUUGUACCAGUUCCUCAGACCGAUCACAAACCCGCGUUGACCAAUCUACAUGAUUCUGCAUCAUCUUGCACUUUUGUUAAUUCGAGGAUGACCAGAAAAGGAAGAUCUCAGAAGAUGGAUUUUGUUGAAGAAAGCACUCCUGAUCCACUGUCAAUAUGUUCCAAGGUGGAAGAGAAGUCAUGGCGUGAAGCUGUCAAGAGCCUUCAGACUUAUCAGGAAACUAGCAUUUUUAAGAGCAAUGAGGUGAUUGUAAGCACACAGUGUUUGCUGGAGCUCUUCCAGUUCUGUUGGCUUUGUCAUAAAGAGUGCUGUAUUACCAUCGAAGGCAGUGAGAGGCUGUUUUCAGUCAAGCAGGACUGCCAGAUUUGUGGCUACCACAGAGACUGGAGAAAUCACCCGCCUUCAGCCGAUCCUACACAGAACUUUCAUACUGAGGAAGGACGUAUACUUGAGGAUGAGGAUGGUGAAGAGGUUGUGGUUCAGAUUGUGUCAUCUGAUAACGAGUGCAGUGAGCAGGUGUUUAUCAAAAAGGAUGGGUCAUAUUUACGUAGUGAUGAUGACGAAGCAAGUCUGCAGGAGGAAGACGUGAGAAAGAAAAGAAAGAGAAAGUUUAAUAGUGAAGACAGUUCAGAUGAGUGGGAGCCAUGUUUAGAUGAAGAAGCCACAGACUCCGAUGUGUCCAUGGAUGAAGACAUGUUCACAGCUUUAAAGGAGGACGGUCAGGGUAAACUUGUGGUGUGGUGUACACAAUGUGGGACCGAGGCUUCGCUCUCUUGUUCUGUCCUUCGACACAAGAAAGUCUACUGCUGUGCUCAGUGCAGUGCAGGUGACGACAUUCAAACGCAUCGUAUUGAAACGCUUCCUGUUCGGUUUGAUGACGUCGCCGGUUUUCAGAAACAUGCCGAACAGGAGCACGAAUCCAAACCGUUCUAUAAACUGUGUCAGGACUGUGGUAAGUUCGUCAUAGCAAACCCUGAAUCCAGAGGUUUUAAAAAACAUAAAUGUGAACACAAGUCUAAAUUCUUCAUCUGUCCAGAGUGCGGGAAAAGAUUCCUCACCGAAGUCGGCUUAAAGUCGCACCACACGCAGCUCCACUCGGAUUAUGAUCACCCGUGUAAAUACUGUCUAAAGGUUUUCAAAACCAGAUCCUCAAAACUGGACCAUGAGCAGACCCAUCCUAAAGAAACCCGACCGUACAGCUGUCCAGAUUGUCCAGAGAAAUUUAGCAGUAUUCACAAACGCAAUAACCACGUCUCAUCCCACAGAGGGCCACAUAAAUAUGUGUGUGAUGUCUGUGUGAAAGGCUUUAAGGAUAUUAACCAUCUGAGGAGGCAUGAACUCAUCCAUUCUGCAGAAAAGCCUUUCAAAUGCCAAAUGUGUGAGCGUUCCUUUAACCAAAUGGAUAACCUCACGUCUCACAUGCGUGUCCACACUGGAGAGACGUUCAGUCACAACGUCAGCCUGAAAAACUACAAGCAGAGAUGCCAUGAAUCGGGUUUGACUCAUAAUGAAGUACUGACAGAGUGAUUUACAAAAAUACUUGUGAAAGAAGGAUGUAGUAAAUUAUGUACUGAGGGAUUAAAACUGUUGCCCAGUGAAACAGAGAUGUGGCCUCGAUUUACUUUAAAAGGAUUGCAGAGAAACACUUUAAUGAAUCCAAUUGAUACUGUUCAGAUUGAAGAUAUAAAUAUGUCUGAUUUCACCUUUUUUGCCAAAUUACAUUUUCACACUGCACACAUCAUGGAUCAAGCAGGAUCAGUUGACGUUCAUAAGCAAUACAUAAUUUCCAACACUUA